This is a messenger RNA of Bufo bufo (common toad), 2503 nucleotides long. It is a transcript of the gene DPH6, whose product is annotated as diphthamine biosynthesis 6. The transcript is spliced from 15 exons. Gene Ontology annotation, molecular function: diphthine-ammonia ligase activity. The record is from RefSeq and is a predicted model, not a curated record. Bases 119 to 2158 code for a protein of 679 amino acids. Gene Ontology annotation, biological process: protein histidyl modification to diphthamide. NCBI's taxonomy places the organism in Eukaryota, Metazoa, Chordata, Amphibia, Anura, Bufonidae.
UCGCGACGUCAUUCAGGUCCUUCUCGUGCGGAGAGAGACUACCUAGAGCUGGGAGGCCGCCGCACGUGCAGGCAUUUCCGAGAGCCGGGGAAGUGUGCGGCAGCCGCCGGCGUCCAGCAUGAGGGUGGUGGCGCUCAUUAGUGGCGGGAAGGACAGCUGCUACAACAUGAUGCAGUGUGCCGUGGCAGGUCAUCAGAUCGUGGCUCUUGCUAAUCUGAAGCCUCCGCAGAGUUCAGCGGAUGAACUGGACAGCUAUAUGUACCAGACGGUUGGCCACCAGGCACUGGAUCUUUAUGCAGAAGCCAUGGCUUUGCCUCUGUACCGUGUCACCCUCAGCGGCUCCAGCUUGAACACAGGAAGGGAGUAUAAACCUCAAGAAGGAGAUGAGGUUGAAGAUCUUUAUAGACUGCUGAAAUUAGUGAAGGAGAAGGAGGCUGUUGAUUCUGUUUCCGUUGGAGCUAUCCUGUCUGACUACCAGCGUGUACGAGUGGAGAACGUGUGUCAAAGACUUGGUCUUCAGCCACUUGCCUUCCUCUGGCGGCGAAAACAAGAGGAUCUGUUGAAUGAAAUGAUAUCCAGCGGCUUGCAUGCCAUUCUCAUCAAAGUAGCUGCAUUUGGGUUAGAUCCUGAUAAACACCUUGGGAAAUCGUUAGAAGAGAUGAGACCUCACCUGAUGCAGCUGUCUGCUCGAUAUGGAGUCCAUGUGUGUGGAGAAGGAGGAGAAUAUGAGACGCUGACUUUGGACUGUCCACUCUUCAAGAAGAAAAUAGUUGUUGACUCCUCCGAGGUGGUGAUGCAUUCUAAUGACGCCUUUGCUCCUGUGGCUUACCUUCGCGUGGCAGAGCUUCAUUUGGAGGAUAAGGUUGGAUCUCCAGCACUUGUUUCAGCAGAGUCUUGUCCCUGUGAUACUGUACAUCUUCUGUCUGAUGACACAGCAAUGAAUAGAGAGGUGGAAAAGCAACCUAUGAGUUUUAUCCCCCAGGCACGGCCUUCUGGUAAAAAUUUAGAUAUAGUAGUUCAGCAGUCGUCCCAGUCACUGAAUGGAUUCCGAUGGAUUAGCGAGAUAGCUGCUAGGGGAAGUGAUGUCCGCGAAGUCACUCGCACUGCGCUCUCCUCUUUAAAAGCGCAAGUGCAAGAGCUUAGUCUGGAGAUGAGUGACGCUGUGUUGGUUCACCUGUAUGUCCGAAACAUGGAUGACUUUGCUUCUAUCAACACUGAAUAUGCGGCUCUGUUUCCUUCAUCUCCUCCCGCUAGGGUUUGCGUGCAGUGCUGUCUACCCCAGGAUACCCUCUUGAAGAUGGAUGCUCUCUUUUGGCAGCAGCCUGUUAUUUGCAGUGAAGACUGGCCCCCGGAGAAGAUAGCCAUGCAUGUACAGAGCAUUUCCCAUUGGGCCCCUGCUAACAUUGGUCCCUACAGCCAAGCUGUGCGGGUUGGCGGCGCAGUAUUUUGUGCAGGACAGAUUGCGCUAAUACCUUGCACCAUGCAGCUGAUCCCUGGAGGAAUUAUGGCAGAGAGCAGUCUCUCCCUGCGCCAUGUUGACAGAGUCUUGGAUGCCAUCUGUCCUGGCACUUCCCGAAGUCAUGUUAUGGUUGCCCAUUGCUACGUGACACAGAGCUCCUAUAUACGCUUCGCUCAGAAAGCAUGGGAAUCUUCUGCUGAAAAUGAGGAUGCCCAGCCUGCCCUCACGGUGGCUGUAGUUCCCAGGCUACCACGUGGGGCUGUUGUAGAGUGGCAUGUCAUGGCUUCUGUGAGUGAUCCCGAUGACAGAAGAAAUAUAUCCGUGGCUGAGAGAAGUUCAGGAUUUCAGGUCACACUGAACGGCUCCAUAUCCAGCUGUGAGACAUGUGCCUCCCUCAUACUAUCCCUUUCACGGCCUGCACCUCAGACGGAUUCCUUGGACUGGUGUAAUGUUAGCCAACUUGUGAAGACUGUCCUCCACAAAGCCUUUAAUGAACUUCCAAAAAAUUUCCCCCUCAUACCAGUGUGCUGCAGGGUUUUCUAUCGCACCGACAGUAUGGACUCACAGACCCUCACAGCAGGUUUCCCUGAGAUUCUGAGAGAAGUUUGUGGUGAGAAGUCCCCCUGUCUGGUCUUAGUGCCUGUAAUAGAACUGUCAUUUUCUGAACAUCUGACCUGUUCUAUGUGGUUCAGCUCUUGAUCCUAUGGAAGGGACAUCCAAGUGUCCUGUGGACUUAUACGCACCAGACUCCCCUGUGCGCACAGGAAGGGUGGGGAACCUCUGUCCUGAGGCACUGAGAAGAUAUCAUUGCCAUUGUUCCAUUACUGUGUUUUAUCAUUAUCGAUGUUCUGCACGGCUCCAACAAGGGACCUUUAUGAUGGCAGCUCAAAAGGCUGUACCAGCCUACCAUUCAGAUACGUUAAGGUGACCAUUCAGUCAUGAUUAGCAUUGUGAGGGAAUUGCAAAAAUUAUCAGAUUUAAACCUGAUGUUAACAAUUAAACCCCUUAAAGACCAGGCCAAUUUUCGUUAUUAUGCGGGUCAGU